Messenger RNA from Rosa chinensis, 1154 nucleotides. Its product is annotated as adenylate kinase isoenzyme 6 homolog. NCBI's taxonomy places the organism in Eukaryota, Viridiplantae, Streptophyta, Magnoliopsida, Rosales, Rosaceae. The record is from RefSeq and is a predicted model, not a curated record. The coding region runs from base 421 to 939 and encodes 172 amino acids. Gene Ontology annotation, cellular component: cytoplasm; nucleus. Gene Ontology annotation, molecular function: ATP hydrolysis activity; ATP binding; AMP kinase activity. The transcript has 5 exons.
UACCGAUUCUUCAGAUUGAGUUCUAGACCUAGUCUUCUGCUUCUUCAGUUCUUCCUCUCACUUAAUCAUGCUGGGUUGCAAUUUCAGAUUACCAAAUUGCUGGUUAUUGAUUUAAUGAUUUCAAAUCAGACAUUAGUUUGCAGUGGACGCUCGCAUCUAUACCAUUAAUUAAAUCCUUGCAUCUGUACUAUUAAUUAAAGCCUUUGGUAAGAAAUUCAAGCCCCACCAAGGUUGUAAUCCUGGAUCUGCCACUGCUAGUAAUCUCCACUCUCCGAGCCUCAACUUCAAAGACACAAACUCCCGCCCGCAAGACCUAAGACGCUUUAACUUUCUGGCUUUGUUCAAGUUCCGAUUGUUUCAGUUGCUGUUUUGAGAUUAUUUUCAGUCUGAUGGUCCACUUGUUUUAGCUACUAGAAGGGCAUGGCAAGGCAGCGGCCGAAUAUAUUGGUGACUGGCACACCCGGAACAGGGAAGACAACAAUGUCAUCUGCCUUAGCAGAAGAGACACAGCUUCGCCACAUCAACAUAGGUGAGUUGGUCAAGGCAAAGAGCCUCCAUGAUGGCUGGGACAAUGAGCUUGACUGUUACGUCAUUAAUGAAGACCUGGUGUGCGACGAGCUUGAAGAUAUGAUGGAAGAAGGAGGGAACAUAGUGGACUACCACGGUUGCGAUUUCUUCCCUGAGAGAUGGUUUGAUCUUGUGGUUGUGCUUCAGACUGACAACACUGUUUUGUAUGACCGUUUGACUCAAAGAGGGUAUUCCGGCUCUAAACUUUCCAACAAUGUUGAAUGUGAAAUAUUUCAAACUCUGCUUGAGGAGGCAAAAGAGAGCUACCCGGAAAAUAUUGUACAACCUCUGAAGAGUGAUAGCAUUGAAGACAUUUCAACGAAUCUCGCUUCUUUGACUGAUUGGGUGAGGAGGUGGCAACCAUCAACUUAGUCUGCCACGGUAUAGUUCUGCUUGAAGCAGGUUUUUAUUUAGUCGUUUCAUAUGGUCAAACAUCUAAGAUGAGGUUUCUUGUACUAAUGUUAUAGUUUAUUCAAAUCCAAUUUCUUGUCAUUUUAAUGUUGAUGUGAUCUGAGGAUUUGGUGAAAUCAAAUUUCUUUUCAAAGUUAUCCACAUAAGAUUGAAUUCUUAUGUUGGAUACCAGAUUU